Messenger RNA from Corythoichthys intestinalis (scribbled pipefish), 2492 nucleotides. RefSeq names its product islet cell autoantigen 1 (gene ica1). The transcript is spliced from 12 exons. Gene Ontology annotation, molecular function: protein domain specific binding. Bases 1034 to 2365 code for a protein of 443 amino acids. The record is from RefSeq and is a predicted model, not a curated record. Gene Ontology annotation, biological process: regulation of transport. Lineage: Eukaryota; Metazoa; Chordata; Actinopteri; Syngnathiformes; Syngnathidae. Gene Ontology annotation, cellular component: Golgi apparatus.
GGUGGAUUUGAAUAUUGAUAUUCUUGUGAAAAUAAUGUGUGCAUACAAUAUGUUGGUUUAAAGGUCAUACAAGGCUUCCACAUUGGCUUCACGUGUCGUUCAUACGACACGUUAUUAAUUUUAAUUAAUUUAAGGGUAAUUUAAGAGGAAAACGAUAACAUUUUGAUAGUGUAUGCUUGUGGUGUGUUGUCAUCUCCGCGCGUAAGCGCGUGCACGAAGUGUCGUGACGAGCGUGCUGCGGCAAAUAUAGUUAAUACAUGAAUUUAGUUGACUAAUUAAUAUAGUAAUACGUCUUUGAAAUGUAACAAUGUUUGCGUCUGGAUACAGCGCAUCGUUGGUUAUCCGUAACCUCUAGAGGGCGCUAGUACAUUGAGAAAUCACUCAGUGUCGUGAGAAAGGAAAUGUACGUCAUUUUUUAGGAUGAAAUCUAAAUUUAAAUCUCUAAUUCAUGAAUACAUAAUCAUAAAUUCAAUGUUAGAGCCUUUUUCGUGGUGAAAUCUAAACAGAAAACUGCCUAAAUACAAAUAAUAUCGCCGUUUUAGUGGGCAUCCUGAUUUCUAGAAGGCGAUAGAGAGCUCGAAAGUGCCGCAUUAAGUAUCGAAGAAGAAAAAGGACUAGCACUUCCUCCUUGCUAGGGUUGGCUUUAUUUGUCUUAAAAUUCGUAGGAAUAAUAAUUAUUUUUUAAAUGUAAGCUGGAUAAAAUCUUUUUAUGCGUUGUAUUUAUCUUUUUUUAAUUGAAGCUGGAUUAAAUCUUUUUAUGCGUUGUAUUAUUAUUUAAAGUCUUUCUUUCAGGUGCAUACGAAUGUUUUUUUUUUGUUGUUGUUUAGUUUUUAGAUAACAAACGUUUUGCAUAAUCGAGUAAUGGUUUUCAAUUUUGACUUUUUUAUUUAUUGAUUUUAUUUUUUUUUUUGGGGGGGGGGGGGGUUCCCCAAAAUGCCACUGGACUGCCGACGUGAGUCACGUGACAUUCGGGAGGGCAGUUCAGCUCCAAAAAGAAUGACAGCCCCAUCUUUCUACAGGUCAGCCAAAAAAGAUGGAAAGCAGGAACUUCACUUCGUCGGGGGAAGACUCUCGGUCCGUGGUUAGCCGCUUUCAGCAGCGCUACUGGAAAACCAAGCAAACGUUGAUCCGGGCGAGCGGCAAGGAGGACCAGCAUGUUGUGGCCUCGGAUGCUGAGCUGGAUGCCAAGCUGGAGGUGUUUCACUCCAUUCAGAGGACGUGCAUGGAGCUCCUGAAGGUGAUCGAGCAGUACCAGAGGAGGAUUUGCUUUCUUUCUCAGGAAGAGAACGAGCUGGGUCGCUUUCUACGCUCACAGGGCUCUCAGGAUAAGAGCAGGGCAGGCAAGAUCAUGCAGGCCACGGGAAAAGCGCUCUGCUUCUCCUCUCAGCAGCGAAUGGCGCUAAGGAAGCCUUUGUGCCGCCUGUACCAGGAAGUGGAGACCUUCCGCUUCCGAGCAGUGUCGGAUACGUGGCUGACUGUCAAGCGCAUGGAGCACGGGCGCACCGAAUACAGGAGCACACUGCUGUGGAUGAAAGACGUCUCGGCCGAGCUGGACCCCGAUGCGCGUAAACACAUGGACAAGUUCCGAAAAGUCCAAGCGGAAGUUCGCGCCGCGAAACUCUGCUUCGACCAGCUGAAGACUGACGUGUGUCAGAAAGUGGACUUACUCGGCGCCAGUCGCUGUAAUCUGCUGUCACAUGUACUCGCUACGUAUCAGUCAACGCUGCUGCACUUUUGGGAAAAGACGUCCCACAACAUGGCGGCCAUUCAUGAGAACUUCAAGGGAUGUCCACGCUAUGAGGAGCCAUCAAGGGGUAAGAAGAGGAAGAAAACUAAAGCAGAGACGCAAGAUGAAGACAAGUCCACACAAGACGAAUUGGUUACACUUGGGAAUGAUGACAGUAGUAGUCCAACAAAAGAAGGGGAGGCCUGCGUUCCAUCAUGGGAUGAGGACAAGGACAGCCUAGCCUUGCUGGAAGAGAUCCUGGGAGGUGUGUCACUUCAAGACUCCGCCCCCCUUCCUGACCCCGCCUCUCCACAGUGGAGUCCGGUGUUCGACGAAGCCCAAGAUGGGACUGACAUGGACCCCCACUCUGUCUUUUUGCCUUCUCAGCUUUUGGACAGCAAUUUGAAGAUGCUGCAAUCAGUUCAACUUUCAGAGGGGGAAGGGACCACUGCGCAAUCUGUCGCCACGGCAACUACGCACCCUCAAGGAGACGGAGGAGUUAAAGGAACACAAGCAAGUCAUCGGGGGCCAUCCAAAGACCUGUCGGCGUGGUUCAACCUUUUCGCAGACUUGGACCCGCUCGCCAACCCGGACGCGGUCGGCAAAAGUCAAGACGAGCAGCAACUUCACAACGCUUAACAAACGCGGACACAAUGCUCAGUUAACUUCCUUGGUAGACACAGGAAGUGAGCAGAAUGAACUUUGGACUGGAUUUGAAGAUGACUAUGCUGUAAUGUCAACACUGGCCUGCUGGAAAUAAACAUAU